Molecule: messenger RNA, 7493 nt
Organism: Engraulis encrasicolus (European anchovy)
Lineage: Eukaryota; Metazoa; Chordata; Actinopteri; Clupeiformes; Engraulidae
Gene: stard7
Product: StAR related lipid transfer domain containing 7
Exons: 9
Coding region: 358-1575 (405 amino acids)
Molecular function (GO): lipid binding
Source: RefSeq, a predicted model, not a curated record
GUCCACUCUCAUGUGUAGUGCAGUUGCUGCUGCACUUCAGUUGCAAGGCGUGUGAAGUGUCUUUGCACAGACGGGCUAGUUUGUGAGCUUUUUUGGGGGAAGGGCACCUAAAGGAUACUUGCCAAAUUGGAUAAACAAUUAAUGUUGGUCCUAGGAUUAAAAAACAAAACAAAAGCAGUGGCUCAAGAAUUCAUGUAGCAGAACUGCCGUUAGAACAACCAUUUCCAUUGCGCCCUUGGUCUCGACAAGUAUUCUUGCUGAGUUGCUGGAUGGACCAUUUGACUUCAGGUGAGACUGAAGUACUUUUGACCUCCCCAUUGUGCUGCUGGUGGUGACAUAUUGCACAGUCUCGCUAGCAUGUUUCCCUCCGUGCAACGCCGUCCAAUCUGCGACAUUGGUGUCCGAGCGGUCCGGUUACAGAACUCCACCAGGCACCUGAGGCCAGGUCCGGCCAGCAGCAAUGCCAGACCGGGAAGUGCCGCCUGGCUCGGCCAACGUGUCGGACAGGUUCUCGUCUGGCUCCAACGAGCCGUAGAAGGCACCACCGAAGUCAGCUCCGGGAAGAAGAAACAAGGACUCAUGUCAAUCUUUGCCAAUCACUGUAGUUUUGUCACUGGUCAGAGGCUUCGGCGCGCUUUUCAGAUUGGCGAGUUGUACUCCAACCUGUAUUCGGAGCGAACAAGGUGGACACUAGUGGGGACCAUAUGGCAACGCCUGCAGAGCAAAGGAGCUUCGUCUCGGAAACUACUGGCUGCUCUGGCCGGGGUCUUCAUGUGGGAGGAUGAGAAGAUCCGAGACGACGAGCUGCGCAGGUGUGCCUGGGAGCUGCAGGCGUUGGAGGCUGUGAAGAACCAGAGCGUGGCAGUAGAGAAGCCGGCUGUGCAGACCACCACGGACUGGGAGGUCGUCAUCGACAAGAAGUCCUUCCGAGUGUGGCGGAGACCCAUCGAGGGCAGCCACCUGUUCGAAUACAGAGUCUUUGGAACCUACACUGAUAUUACCCCAAGGCAGUUCUUCAAUGUCCAGUUGGACACGGAGUACAGGAAGAAGUGGGAUGCCCUGGUCAUAAAGCUGGAGGUGGUGGAUCGAGAUGCCAACACGGGCUCCGAGGUGGUGCACUGGGCAACACACUUCCCUUAUCCCAUGUACUCCCGGGACUACGUGUACGUGCGCCGCUACGACGUGGAUUUGGAGAAUAACCUGAUGGUCCUCGUCUCCAGAGCGGUGCAGCACCCCAGUCUCCCAGAGAGCCAAGACUAUGUGCGCGUGCACUCCUACCAGUCUCGCAUGGUCAUACGGCCACAUCGCUCCUUUGAUGAGAAUGGCUUUGACUACCUGCUGACGUACAGUGAUGACCCCCAGACCGUCUUCCCUCGCUACUGCGUCAGCUGGAUGGUCUCUAGCGGCAUGCCUGACUUCCUGGACAAACUGCAUACGGCUGCGCUGCGUGCCAAGAACCAGGAUGUUGGCGUGAUGGACUUCGCCAGCCUGGUGAAGGGGCCGCCUCAGCCCGAACGCCUCUCAGCAGACAACACACACAACCUCGGGGGCCCCGCCCCUCAGAUCUACGCCUAGAAGAGAUCGCGCAAACCCCAAACUCCUUCCAACCCCCAGAUCUACACGUGACCCGCCACCCACCCCUCAGACCUAUGCCCAGAGCAGGAGAUCACUCUACCCUCAGAAUCCCUCCAACCACCAGAUCUAUGCCUAGAGGAGCUCACUUGGCCCCCUGAAACCUCUCCACCAACCCCACUUUCCCCGCCUUCCCCACUGUCUUGAGGGGCGCUCCCCUCAGCUCUGUGCCCAAAGGCCAGGGCCACCUUGACUCUGGAAUCCUGUCUGCCACCCCCAUUCUCUUCACUACUAGCCCUACCAUCAGCUGUAACAGGCACUCAGUGGGGGGCACUGGGUGGGUACCCCAUCCCAUCCCAUCCCAUCCCAUCCCAUCUCAUCCUUAACCCCACUCCUCAUCUCUUCCUUCCUCUCCACUGCUUGCCUUGAGCAACCAGAGCCAGAACUUUCUAUAUGCCUGAAGCAGCCCAUCAUUAUAGUAGCCUAGGUGGUACUGAUCCCUGCAUCCCUUGAUCGAAUCCCCCCAGCCCAGCCCCACCCCAAUUGCUAUUCCAGUCCUGCCAUUGGAAGACUCCAGUUACUGACUGAGAAUGAGAGCAACAUCAGCUCAGUGUGUGCGUGUUGUUAACACAUGCACUUGAAGAAAAAAAAAAAAAAAACUAACUAAACUAUAAAGGAGAAAAGGCUUUUUGCAUGUUUGUGUGUUGGUUUUUCCUAGUAUGUCUGUUUUUUUCUGUCACUCUUGUGGCCUGGUGAUGCCAAAUGCUGAGGCAACAGGUGUCAGACACACUGGUGUUCGCCAAGUGCUGCGUCUGUCUGUCUGUCUGUCUUGUUUCCAGCAUCCAAUAGGAUCCUGUUCAAGGGUGGGUGGGGACUGAACCGAGCCUACAACGUCAAUAUAGUUGUUCUAAGACGGCUCUACUAAGACUGAGCUUACACGACACCUCUACGAAGGCUCUUAUGAAGCCGCUACGAAGCCCCUACAUCAGCUUUUUCCAUGAGUGUCAUGGCCGACAGCCCUGAGCCAAAUAGUUUCCUCCUGGGCUGUGCGAGGUUCAGCACAGCCAUAGUUGAGAUUCCUGCUCCUCCACCUACAGCCGAGCCAGAGAUGCAUCACCCUGACCCCUUGUCUACCCCUCCACCUCCUCCCUGGACUCUGUCAACAUAGCAGAGGCUUGGCUGUGUUACCCGACUCCUAAAAUCAACCCUCCCUUAUUCCCUCUCUCUCCCUCUGCCCCCCCUCCUCCCCCCUCUCUCUUUAGACUGUGCAAAGGGUCAGUACACUUUGAAGGGUGGGUCUCCUCAAUGCUCCCUCCUGCCUUCACCAACACCCCUACUCACCCGGUGUGCCCAGUAAGCAGUGUCCUUAUAUUAAAGCACUCUUCAGCACCAUAUUAUUGCCCUUUCUGUCUAUCUGCGUCUGUUUGGUGGGCACCAUCUCAGGAAACACCUCUCUAAGGAUUAACUUGUAACCUCUCUAACUCCUUUGUCGAGGUGUUUCUUGAAAACGGUGCACUUUGCUAGCGAGUCUAACACAGGAGUGCUUCUCACGCCUUUAGAAGAACGCAGAGGCCACAAGUGGGUGUCUUCCAAACACUCAUGUGUCUCCACACACACACACACACACACACACACACACACACACACACACACACACACACACACACACGCCUGUCUUCACCUCAGACUGUGAAUGUUUAGAUUUUGCUUUAUAGAUAAAAGAGAAAAACAAAACAAAAAGUUACGAAGUUCUGUUGGCGAGGCGGCCUUCGCAAGACAUCCUUCAGCGCAAUCAGCAGUCGUCCUUGUGAAGCAAACACAGACGGAGGGAGGGAGAUCAGUGGGCGUGUCUGGUUGGUAUUCAUGUGUGCCAUUAGCUGGAGACGCUGCCAUGGUGACGGAGAUUGUGCUCCCUGUGGUCACACGCGUACACCGCAGCCACUGGCAUCCAGCUGCUGUUAUCCACCCUGGCCCCCGGAUGCCCUUUGACUGGGCGCCUGCGUCCAGUCAUUGUUUAUGCAGCUCUUGUAGCCCUUUACUGAUGAGAUCGAGAGCCCCAACUCUGCAGCCCUGUAUACUUGGGAUCUAUCCUGGUGACCUCUGCUGGUGCUCUCUAAGCUCCGGGGCCUUGACGCCUAUUGACUCCUAGUGCUGUUCACUGGCUCCAUUCUAGGCUCGGCACUCCCGUCUGCUUCUGGGCCCUGUGCAGGUGUGCUGUGCUGCUCUGAGGACAAGACAUGUGGUGGCUGGCCACGUGCCUGAUUGAUUUUUUUUUCUCUUGCUGUGGCCAUUUGGUGCGAAGGCCAACUCUGCCACGCCGCUGCUUGACCACCAAAGAGUAUGGAAACUCCCAUCGUGGCCACAGCAGCCAGUACUAACCAGGACAUCCUCUUCUGGAAAACUCACAUUGUUUCUGUCUCCUGUGCUUUAUUUGUCUGGACUCGUCUGGAAGUCUCACAUUGUAACUGAUAAGAUAAGAACUGAUGUCCUUAAAAUGUUGUUACUGUGUCUGGCAAUCGGAGGAAGGUUUUUUUUGUUUGCUUUCCUUUGUUUUUGGAAUGUGUCAGACGGUCACAAGAUCGCCUAGAUUGGUGGUGCACAUUUCAAUUUAUAUGUCUGUCCAGUGUUUAUUUUGCCAUAUUUGGGGGCAUGGCAGUGUCAAGUGUAAGAGUAAAACAAUAGAUGCAUGUCCUUUGAGCAGAAUUGGGACACAAUUUUGGUAAUUUACUGUGGCAAAUCGUUUUUAUAUGCCUUUUCUCCUUAGCAUUGAGUUGUUACAUACACGUUGUGUGUCUGUUAUUAACUUUACAGCAACAUCACUGCAGGCAGCAUUGCUCUCCGUGUAACGAGCAGGAAGUGCUAUUGCAGCUUAAUGGCACUUAAUUUAUUGCAAAACAACAACAAAAAAAGGGUUUCACUUUUAACUUCCACUUUUAACCUUCAGCUGUUUCAGGUCUGGCCUGAAAUGUCUUUUCAUGGGGCACUUGAGCAGACGAGGCUCUCAGUCAGACUGCAGAUGAACUGUAUGGCCGGACACCAUUUUGCUUGCCCAGUGACUCCUACUACAUAUUUUCACCUAUAUAGUGUUUGACUGCUAGGUUUAGGAGGUUUUUUUUUUAUUAAAAAAGACGCACACGCACACACAGAAACACAAACAAAUCGUUUGACAUGCUGUCUGUUUUGUUUAACAUCUGUUAACAUUCUUUUCCUCUGGCUUUUCUGUUGUGCCACCUUUUGGAUUUUUCCAGUAGUGGUCAUAAAUGGUACCAAUAAUUUUAUUUCAUUCAUACUGUACUUGUUGUUAAGUUAUCAGUUCAUCCUUUCAUCUGCCGUUAGUGUUUUUUCAUGUUGGGCUCUGGGUGUUUUUCACUGGUGCUGGUCUUUUCUUCUUUUCUAUUAACCAAAUGCACUAUGAGUAAUGCUGUAUGUGAGCUCGUAGUGGAGACCAGCUUAGCAUGCUGCCCUCUGUAGGCAGAGCAAGGGCCUAAAUAACCUCCAUGAAUUCAUACAUUAAAAUGAUUUUGUGUGCGUUGCCCUGAAUUACCAGCAGUGUGUAGAUGCAGAUGACUUGUUUUUCAUUGUUUGUUUUUUUUUUUCUUCCUUUUUUAAAAGUAGUAUUUACAAAAAAAAAUUGAAACAAGAAAUCUGUCUGCCAAAUGAAUGUCACCUUCUCAGGUAGAUGUUCUCAUUUGCUGUUUUGAUUCUGUUUUGGAUGAUUUGUUAACUAAUGGUGAUGUUCUGUAGGCUGGAUACUUUUUCUUUUUUCCUCCAUUUAUGGUCAGUUUAUCUGGUGAAGAUGAGCCUGGCAGGUUACUGAAGGCACAUGACUUGGCCCAGUAAAAAGCAGCUUUACUCUUAGACCACCAUCACAGAACACCUCUCUGAAAUUACUUUAUCGUAAAAGCUCCCUCUACUGUAAAUCUAAAUAAAUGAGAAUUUUCACACACUUAUUUCCUUAACUGUUCAGAGGUACUCAGCAUACAACUCAAUGUGUUUUUUUCCCCUUUCUCAACUGUCUCACUCAAUUUGAUUUUGCCCCUAAUAUCCCUGAUAUUCACCUCUCUGUGUGCUUUUUAAAUGGAAAAAAAGACUAGUGUUGACUGAAGUGUGUCAGUAUUAUACGAUCACUCCCAUCACACUGACCAGAAAGAAAAUUAUACUGUAUGUGUAACUUUGCUGUGAAUGAAAAUGAAAAAUGUGUUUCUCACUUGUGCUUGCAUUGGAUUUGUUUGUCUAACCUUAGCAACAGGUCUGAUUUAGCCUGAGAGCUGAUGCUUUGGAUAUGGUAAUGGAGGAAUUGUGUGUGUGUGUGUGUGUGAGAGAGAGAGAGAGCGUGAGCAAGCAAGGAUUUAUGAAGGCAUGUUCACAUGGAUACACGCAAGGGUGACAUUGACUUGAGUGCUUGCUAGACAGCUAAGACACACACACACACAGCUCGCAUGCUCUUGCAGUUGUUGGUCAGUCAUGGUGUUUGUGCGUGCGUGUCUGCUGGAUUUGUGUGCGUGUGUGCCUGCACGUGUGUGUCUGCGUACGACUGGGGGCGGGGUGCUUGUGUGGAAGGAAGUGUACCUUUAAAAUGAAUGUACCUUCCGCUCGAAGAGUUCAUAGUGUUCUUUCUCUAAUGGAAAAGACCUGUCUAUUCUACUCACCUACUGCUAAAUCACAUGGUAGCUCGUUAUGAAGUCUGCAAUGCUGUGUUCAGGUACAUGAAUGAGUGUUGAGUGUGUGAAGGUCCUCUGGUAUAAUUGAGAUUCCUUUAAUCCAGUCUGUCUCACCAGUGGGGUGUCUGGCCAGGGGUGGUGGAAAGAGCACAGCUGCUGGUGACAUACUGCAUAAGUCAUACUGCAUACACUAUGUUACCAAAAAUAUUCACUAGCCUGCCUUGGCUCACACACAAGCUUUACUGCCAUCCCAUUCCUAACCCAUAAGAUUCAAUAAGAUAUCGGCCCACCUUUCACAGCUAUGGAUGGAUGAACUUGACUGGCUUGCACAUAGUCCUAACCUGAACCCAAUAGAAGACCUUUGAAAUGAAUUACAGCGGCUGACUGAGAGCCAGGCCUUCUCGACCAACACCAGUGUUUGACCUCACCAAUGUGCUUUUGGCAGCAAAUUUUAAAAAAUCCUUUCAGCACACCCUGCAACCUUGUGGGCAGCCUUCCCAGAUGAGUUGAAGCUGUAAUAUCUUCAAAAGGCGGACCGAUUCAAACCGUAUAUCAAAUCCUAUGGGUUAGGAAUGGGAUGGCACUUCAGUUCAUAUGUGACUCAUGGCAGGCUAGUGAAUUAUUUUGCUAAUAUUAGUGUAUAUACAUCUACAGGGCUCUAAAUUAACUUUAUUCAUCACUAGCCAACAUGGCUAGUAGAUGUCAAUCUUACUAGCCGAACACCCUCACCAAUGGGUUAAAGUGGCUAGUAAGUUGGUCUUUUCUACCGGCCAAAUAGAAAUUGCACCAGCAUUUGGCCGGUUGGCUAAUGUUAAUUUAGAGCCCUGUACAUCUAUAUGUGUGUAUGGGUGGCUGCAUAGAUACUAAACUCAGAGGCGACUCUAGGUCCAGCUGGGGCCCCAAGCGAAAUUUCAAAGGAGUGAACAUGUGACAGAAAUUUGCCACUAAUGUAGCAAAAUGUGAGCUGUUAUUCACCAUCUAAAGCUUGGGGGCCCCAAGCGUCUGCCUGCCUAGCGUGGUGACAAGAUGCGCCUCUGACUAUACUAUAUGUGUAUGUAUAGUAGACUGUAUAGCCUCUAUAUAUAUGCACGUGUCACGUGUGUGACUGUUGUGUGGAGUCUAUAGCACUGGUGCACAGCCUGUAAUGGAAGCCCUCCUGUGACUGAGUGUGCCCACACCCCUUCUCUCUGUGUGUGUGAGUGUGUCCAUGGUAUGAGAAGAAUUCUAAUAAAACACAAUAAAUCUUUUGGAGUAUAAAGA